Molecule: messenger RNA, 333 nt
Organism: Prunus armeniaca (apricot)
Lineage: Eukaryota; Viridiplantae; Streptophyta; Magnoliopsida; Rosales; Rosaceae
Source: the annotation of a GenBank genome assembly
AUGCCCGAUAAAAACAUUUUGAAGAGGUGGAAGAAAACUGCGAAAUUUGGAUUGGUGUCAGAUGCAAAUGGCAACGAAAUUAAAGACUCUGCAGAUCCUGGUCUUUUAAUAAAGCGGAGUACAAUGUCCCGACUUGCUUCAGAUGUGGUUGAGGAUGCAUUAAUGUGUGAAGAAGGAUGUGAGCUACUGUCAGAGACUCUAAAAAGUUUGCAGGUGAAGUUGAAGUUGUUGAAGGAUGGACCAAGUAAUAACGAAGUUGGAGGGUCCAGCUCUCAAACACAAUAUAUGAAAGACCCUAAGAGAGUAAGGUGCAAUGGAGGGUCAAACGAGUAA